Messenger RNA from Trichoderma asperellum CBS 433.97, 2210 nucleotides. RefSeq lists its product as uncharacterized. The record is from RefSeq and is a predicted model, not a curated record. NCBI's taxonomy places the organism in Eukaryota, Fungi, Ascomycota, Sordariomycetes, Hypocreales, Hypocreaceae. Gene Ontology annotation, molecular function: alpha-amylase activity; sucrose alpha-glucosidase activity; glucan 1,4-alpha-maltotriohydrolase activity. Gene Ontology annotation, biological process: sucrose catabolic process; maltose catabolic process.
CUAUAUGGGGGGUAGCCAAUGUCAUAGUGCACUUGCGCAGUGGGCUCAGUGCCCCGCGACCCCCGCAUGCUGCUACAGUUCCAUUGAUAGCUAAAAGGAUUCGUAUCUCCAUGUGCAUGUAUCUAUAUUCUCUCAAGAGCUGAUACUUCUUAGAUGUAUUGCUGAGGGGUUGAAACUUUUGCCGUUUAAUCCAGUUGCUUCAUCGAAAUCUAUAAAUAAAAAAUCAGCUUGUUAAAGAAAGUAUCCAUCAUGGGCUCAGCUUCACAACAACUCCGUACUUGGUGGAAGGAAAGCUCAGUUUACCAAAUAUAUCCGGCAUCCUUCCAAGACACCACAGGGUCAGGAACCGGUGAUCUCAAAGGCAUCAUUUCACGUAUAGACUAUCUCAAUGGCCUCGGCGUUGAUAUUGUGUGGCUGUCGCCCAUCUUCGCGAGCCCCCAGAAAGACAUGGGAUAUGACAUCAGCGACUACAAGACUAUAGACCCCGUUUAUGGAAACAUUGGCGAUGUCGACGAGCUGAAGGAUAAGCUCCAUGAGCGUGGCAUGAAGCUGGUCUUGGACCUGGUUGUGAACCACACAAGCGACCAGCAUGAGUGGUUUAGAGAAUCAAGAAAGUCAAAAACCAAUCCAUUCAGAGACUGGUACAUCUGGCGCCCGCCCAAGUAUGAUGCUCAGGGCAACCGACAGCCUCCAAACAACUGGGAAAGCCACUUCCAGGGCAGCGCUUGGGAGUAUGAUGAAGCAACGGAUGAGUACUACCUGCGCCUCUUCUGUAAAGAGCAGCCGGAUCUCAACUGGGAAAACCCGGCAGUGCGUGAAGCAGUCCACGAUAUCAUGCGCUUCUGGCUCGGUCGAGGGAUAGACGGUUUCCGUAUGGACGUUAUCAACUUCAUCAGCAAAGAUCAACAGUUCCCAGACUCGGACAAGGUGAUUAAUCGGGGCCAUGAAUAUUACGCAUGCGGACCGAGAUGCCACGAGUUUCUGAGAGAGCUCGGCGCCAUUCUAAAGGAGUACGACGCAUUCAAUGUGGGCGAAAUGCCCUGCGUGCAAGACGAGAGCGAAGUCAUCAAGGCUGUUGGUGCUGACCGCGGAGAGCUCAACAUGAUUUUCUACUUUGAGCACAUGGAUCUCGACUAUGGCCCCAAGGGCAAGUUUUCCCCCGGCACAUGGACCCUCGCAAAGCUAAAGACCGUGGUCAACAAAUGGCAGAGGUUCAUGUACGACAACAACGGCUGGAACGCCCUCUACCUAGAAAAUCAUGACCAGCCACGAGUAAUCAGCCGCUUCGCAUACGAUGAUCCUGGGCAUCGCGUGGCCAGCGCCAAGCUCAUUGCUGUAUUCCAUGCUUUUCAAGCUGGCACGCCGUUUAUAUACCAGGGACAAGAGAUUGGCAUGACCAACGUUCCUAAAGAAUGGCCCAUUGAGGAGUAUAAGGAUGUUGAUUGCGUCAACCACUGGAACUUAUACAAAGACAGCCCUGAUGAAGAUAUCAAACGGCUAGUCAAAGCAGAAUACCAAAAGAAAUCUCGUGACAACGCCCGCACGCCCAUGCAGUGGGACACCACCCCCCAAGCCGGCUUCACCUCCAGCGACAAGCCCUGGAUGCGCGUCAACGACAACUACAAAGAGGUCAACGCCGCCUCUCAAACAGACAAGCCUCUGUCCGUGUAUCACACCUAUCGACUGGUCCUAGAGAAACGCAAACAGUACAAGGACAUCUUCGUCUACGGCAGCUUCGAGCUCAUCGAUGAGCCAAACGAGAAGAUAUUUGCAUAUAAGAGAAGGGCCACCAACGGGGAGGCUGCGCUGAUUGUCUGCAACUUUUCUUUGGAUGCGGUGACGUGGAAGAUGGACGAUAAGCCGAAAGAGGUGCUGUUUACCACUAGUGACAGAAACUUGAGCCAAGUGAGCGGUGGUGAACUUUCGUUGGCUCCGUGCGAGGCAAUCGCUUUGCUUCUCUGAGUGUGGGACUUAUCGAGAAGACUUUAUCAUAGAAUACAUGUAGACUGGAGCGUUUGUUGUUAUGAUACAAGGAGGAUGGUUGAUUAAGUGUUCAUAGAACAUAGGAGAACAUGAAUAGCUGAUAGACGCUGUGCUCUGUAAGAUGGUAUCUCAUUGUUGAAAUACUGGUAUGAGGUUCAAAACGUGGCUGAUGGUGCUGCUGGGCUGGGCCAUCGCGGCUCACCUGUUCCCCGCACCAUCUUCCGAAU